UCGUACCGUUUCCGUUGUGUAAAUACGCUAUGGUAUAGAUGGCAAGUUUCUAACGACGAAGCGAUUUCUCACAAUCAGUCCCCCCGGUUCAGUACGUAGACGCGUGCGUCGCGACGCUCAUACUACCGCAGCUGCGUUCUCUGUUAUAUUAAAAGCGGCAAAUCAUCCGCCUCACACUCAAGGAAAGUCAGUGACUUCGGUAAUAAACUGGUAACGAAUAAACCUCGAGGGAAAUUUUAACGUAGUUCCCAAAAAUACGUUCGAAUAAUAUUUUAUAGAACUAUUGAAUUGACAAUCCGUUCGUCUCUAUUAUUACGCUCAAAGAAUCGAACGAAGGGAACCUGAUUACUUAGUCGAAACCCACCACCGCACGUGGUUCUUUGAAUAAGUGAAAUACGAUGUGCGCUCUUUGUGCGAACGAUAAGUGAGGAAAAUAAGAAGUAUAUCGCAUGAAAAAAGUGUCGGUGAAAAUUUACACCCAAUAGAUAUGACUGAGAAAAGUUACGUGAAAGUUCUCAGUUUUUUUCGCUUGUGGAAAAUAAAUUGUUUGAUGGAUAUUCUCCAGUAAAUUUUACAACACAGUGAAAGGAAAUGGAUACGUGGUGUCUGGAAGUUGAAAUUAUUUUAUCUUAAUGGAAAAAGAAAUAGAUAUGCUCGUCAUGACCGCAAAACUUGUGGCACAAAUGUGUUCGUAUAAAAUAAGCCUUCGGGCAGAUUGUGCGCGUGUCAAAUGGUCGAGUUGAUACAAACGAUAUCGUCAAGCGGGUUGGUUGGCCACAUUUUUCUCUUCGAUGCGUUUAUCCGUAGCAGAAUAAUUUUCCGCUCGUCGACAAAUGAUGAACGUUACUGGGUCGAUAUAUUUAAAAAUAAUCGUGGGAUUAUACCUUCGAAAUCGGACUAUACGAGUGAUAUCUUCGGUGAGUGGUGAAUUGGAUUCUGGAGCCGGAAUAGCCGGUGAAUAUCAGCUAUGUUGACGACGAACAGUAAAAAGCCGGGAAAGCUCUGCCCCGAGGAAGACGACGCCUCGACCGCUACGACACCUUGGAGUGAACUUCUCGUUCAUUCCUCGGUUCCAGCGGCGGCUGUUGCUGUUAAAUUGGGCGAAGAUGUCCCCGACGAAGAGCCACUCGAUGUUAUUGUACCCCCGGAUAAGGAGAAGCCAAACGCCAUUGGGAACUUCCAGAGAAGGGCUCUCAGCAGGAUGAGCUUUAAAGGAGAAAAUGGACCAUUACUGGGAAGGUACCGGCAGACGAGAUUCAGCACACGAAGGGUUCGGAAAAGGGUGGUUUUCAAACACGGCGACUGCAACGUCGUUCAAGGAAACGUGGCCAAAAGACGUCGAAGAUACCUGCAGGACAUUUUUACGACCCUCGUGGACGCGCAGUGGCGUUGGACUCUUCUGGUGUUCGCUCUAAAUUUCCUCCUCUCUUGGCUCGGAUUCGCAAUGGUGUGGUGGCUGAUAGUUUACAGUCACGGUGACCUGAAUCGAGGAAAUUUUGAAAAUCCAAACGUCACGUUCACCCCCUGCGUGGAAGACAUUCACAGUUUCACAAGCUGCUUUCUAUUUUCGGUGGAAACGCAGCACACGAUCGGGUACGGGUCGAAACACACGACCGAAGAAUGCCCCGAGGCCAUAUUCGUAAUGUGCAUUCAAUCUAUGACCGGAGUCAUGAUCCAGGCGUUCAUGGUUGGCAUAGUAUUCGCUAAAUUAUCCCGACCCAAGAAGCGAACUCAGACCUUGCUUUUUUCGAGGAACGCAGUUAUUUGCCAACGAGACAGUCAACCUUGUCUGAUGUUCCGCGUCGGAGACAUGCGGAAAUCUCAUAUAAUCGAAGCUCACGUCAGAGCGCAGUUGAUCAAGAGAAAGGUGACUCGGGAGGGAGAACUGUUGCCAUUUUUUCAAACGGAGUUGAAAGUCGGGGGCGACGGCGAGGAGGACAAGAUAUUUUUCAUAUGGCCGACGACGAUCGUGCACAAAAUCGACUCCAGAUCGCCCCUCUACAACCUGUCCGCCAGCGACAUGCUCAGAGAAAGAUUCGAGAUAGUCGUCAUAUUGGAAGGGGUCAUCGAAUCCACGGGGAUGACCACGCAGGCGAGAAGUUCUUAUCUACCCUCCGAAAUACUCUGGGGACACAGGUUCGAGCACAUCAUAACAUUCAGAAAAGAGAGCAGCGAGUACGAGGUGAACUACACGCUUUUCAACAACACCUACGAAGUCGAUACGCCGUUGUGCUCCGCUGCUCAACUCGAUCAAUUCCGAGCACUUCAUCGUUCCAAGGAAGAGAGGACAAGUUCCGCCAUUUUUUCUGGGAUCAGGGACGACUCCAGCAGCUCUUUGGCGACCAGUUCCGGCUCGAGUUUGGCAUCUUCAACGGGUGGUCUGCAGAUGCAAAUCCCUCAGAUACCACCGACGCCCAUUCCAGUAACGGUGACCGGCCCCGACGACUCCCCGCGUCACGGUAGCGUCGAGUACGAGGGUAUCACGCCGACGAAUCAAAGAUUGGCCAGUUUCUAUACCCAGGAUGAGUACAUGGACCCGGAGGACCUCCGAAGAAACCCGAGCUUCUGUUCGUCUAACUACACCGUGGAGGAUCUGAAAAAUCAGCAGGACUACAACCGGGUACUGGAGGACAUAAACGCGAGCUUGAGGAAAAAUCGUAAGUACAGUAUUCCCGGUAAAGAGGAGAAAAAGAUGCAGAGGGAGGGAUCGAGGGCGACUCUGGAGUCGAGGAGGAGCGAGGGCGUGAGGAGGUCAGCCUCCAGAACGACGAUGGACGGUCAUCAAAGUCACUCGCACUGCGGCGCUAUGAAGAAAUCGCCGUCCAGAUCCACCAUAGAUUCCAGGCACACGCGUUUCCACGACUCUCCCGAACGGACGCACGAGCCGAGCGAUUCGAAGGCGCAACCUCGGAAAACGAGCCUGAGCGACGGUCACAAAUCCAAACAGGAUCACCACCACGGCGUCCCUAAGAAGACGAGUUUCGUGCUGAACGACGACGAACCGAUAAAAAUCACCCCCGACCUGGUCACGGAAUCUCGGGAGAGGCGGACGCAGGUCGAAUUGGGAAAUGUGAUCAGCGUGACGCCGCCCCAGACAACGGAGAGAAGGCCACCCCCGACGCAGGAGGGAAACAACAAGAGGGCGAACAACCUUCAACCUCAACUCGCCACCCCGGAGGAACAAGUGUAGAAAACCGCAACGAAUAUCACAACGAAAUUUAAUGUCCUUAUUUCUCCAGAUGAAAGCAAAAUCAAACGAGACGAUAAAGGAUACACAAUUCCAACGAUCUUUCAACGGAUCGGUAUGCACAUUAUGAUACAAAUCGUCGCGUCGAAUCGCAGGUAGAUUUGAAGGAGCCAGUGACACGGGAAUUCUCGGGGAUACGUAACCCGGACUGUACAUAACGAGGAGGUUUCUAUAUUUAAACACUGCGAUUCUUCAGACCGGUUUCGCGUACCGAGAAAAUCUAACCGUUAAUCGAUCAGCGUGCUCUUGUGCCGCCUCAGUUUCGGAGGAUCGUCCCGUAGGAGAGUCCGAAUGAAUAUCGUCGCUGGAAUUCGGUGAUUUAAAUAAAAUCAGUGCCAAAAAUAACCGUUGCACCGGUCGGAUAUUCCCGAAUUUACCGAUUCGAUCGAUCGGAGGCUCGCACACGUGCCCACCGUGAGGAACUAGUGAUUUCGAUGCGCGAACAGGAAGAGACGUUCUGCAUCGAUAUUAUUAAGAUUUAAUAUUUCCGCAGCGCUGGAAUUAUUCUAAGGACGAUAAAAAAAACAAAAAAAAAAACCGGUUCGAAAAUCGUGCACCAAUCAAAAUGAACUCCGCGCAAUCG
Messenger RNA from Athalia rosae (coleseed sawfly), 3830 nucleotides. RefSeq names its product G protein-activated inward rectifier potassium channel 3-like. Gene Ontology annotation, molecular function: inward rectifier potassium channel activity. Bases 968 to 3190 code for a protein of 740 amino acids. Gene Ontology annotation, biological process: potassium ion import across plasma membrane; regulation of monoatomic ion transmembrane transport. The record is from RefSeq and is a predicted model, not a curated record. The transcript has 11 exons. Gene Ontology annotation, cellular component: plasma membrane. Lineage: Eukaryota; Metazoa; Arthropoda; Insecta; Hymenoptera; Athaliidae.